AUGGACAACACAUCUAGUCAACGUGGCCCAACAUCCCGGCUUGCCCACUGGGCUGCCGCCGUUCCCCGAGAGCGUACUCUCGCUGCUAGAGUCGAAGCUCAGAGGGGCAUCAAAGACUUGAUGGGCUACCUCAUCGGUGGUGCCAUCGAACGCGCCCCCAAAACCGUCGCCAAGGUCGCCACAUCAACGAGCGGCCAGGGGCUAUGCACCAUCGUCGACCAGACGCAGAAAGUGCCAGCCCAGGCUGCGGCAUAUGCGAAUGGCACUGCUGCCCACAUCCUCGACUUUGACGAUUCCUUCCGGCCACUGACCGGCCAUCCGUCUUGCACCAUUGUUCCAGCCAUCCUUGCUGUAGCCGAGGAGAGGGGCAGCUCCGGCGACGACGUACUGGACGCAUACGUCGUCGGUAUUGAGAUCGCAGCUUGCCUGGGGCGUGCUGCCCCCAAGCAUCACGACUGCGGAUGGCAUGGCACUGCUACCGUGGGAGUCAUAUCCUCUGCCGUUGCUUGCGCGAGGCUCAUGAAGCUCGACGCUGCUGGCAUCACCAACGCCAUCAGCAUGGCCUUCAGCGCCUCUAGCGGGGGCCGCAUCCAGAUUGGCUACGAUAUUAAAAGCAUGCAGCCAGGAGCGGCAGCACGAGAUGCUGUUAUGGCUGCUACUAUGGCCGCUGCUGGCAUCGUCGGCUGUUCCGAGGUCUUGACUGGUCCCUGGGGGUGGUCCAAGGUGUACUCCAACGUUGACGGCGAUGGGAGCGAAUACACAAUGCCCGACCUCGCCGUCGGCGAGCCUCUUGCUAUCCAGGACCCAGGGAUCACUUACAAGCCAUACCCAACCUGCGGCAGCACGCAUCGAACCCUCAAUGCCGUACUAGAGCUCGACAAGAGACGGCCAGUGUCCAAAGCCUAUGUCGCCGCUCUUGAAGACCGUCUAGCUUGGUUAGAAAAGAAACUGGCAGAAAAGGACCGGGAACGAUGUGCCGAUGAUGCACAUGUCGUCGCAGGCUCAUCAGAUGUCUCGAGCUUACAAGUUGAGGAAGACCAGUCGCCGUUACCCUCGGACGCGAGCGAUACGAUUCACCGGCAGUCUUCUUGCGAGCCUGCCGAACGCCUCCAAAUUGACAACGAGACGGGUGAGAUCCGAGAAUACGGGCCGACAUCCAUGUUCAAGCACCUGCCAGCCGCCCCAGCCUCACCUACAUGCAUGGAGAAGUCCAGCUUAGGCCCCUACUGUGCAUCUACUAGUACCCAAUACUCCUUUGCACUUGGCACUCUUGACGAAUUCUCUUGCGGAGAAGCACUUCGACUGUUCUUCGCGUUCUUCAACCCGUGGUGCAUGUGGGUGGAUGAAGCACGCUUCCGGCAAGACAUGGAUCGUGACGGUGGCAGACAAGGAACAAUCGCAAACCGGCAUACUCGAACAGCAUUCUAUAGCCCCAUGUUGCAUCUCUCAAUGCUUGCUAUUGGAUUCAUGUACUUGGAGAAGCUAAGCUAUGCCGAGAAAAUAGCAAUCUCGGACAGCUUGGCUCAAGCGGUAGCCCAAUUCUUCCAAGAAGAGGUUGAGGCCGCCCGCCUGAGCGCCGUAAUCGGUCUCAUGCUACUUGGAUCUCACCAUGCCGGCCAUGCGCGGCAGAGUUUGGGAUACAUCUAUUCUGGCACCGGCCUACGACUAAGUCGCAUCCAGAAAGGUCUCAUUGCGGCGGAAAUGAAGCGCUCGCGCGAUCGAGUCUGGCAUUGCGCGUAUAUCCAGGAUAAGCUUUGGUCGACGUAUGUUGGGAGAGCUCCAGCCCCAAGUCUCCGCCAUUAUCGAAUGCCGUUUCCAGACGUGAGCGAAGAGGAAGAUGCUGUCGGCUGGAUCGGACACAAUAGGGAAGGCCAAGAUGUCAUAGUGCCUUCAUGGCAGUCGUCGACCACAGUCUGGACAAGUAAACUUGCUAGGGUUAUUGAACUUCUCUUGGAGAACGUUGUCCUUCUUGAAAAGUGGUACGCAGAGCUGCCAGAACCGCUCCGCAUGACUCCCAGCAUGCUUCGCGGUGACGUCUCAGAUGUAUCACUGCUGCCGCAUAUAGCAGAGCUAUUUGAUGAGCGAUUUGGCCUCAGCUGUGUCCCAAUCUCCAGCACCCAAUUCAUCUUCACUGCCGGAACCAUCCAUCUACGCAGUGUAGCUCGUAGCAAAAAUCCCGAGUCCAAGCUCGAGGCAGUGUCAAAAUGCAUUACUGCCCUCUAUGGAAUGGGCCAAACCUGGAAGUGUGCCGCAUUGAGCGGCGACGCACUCCAGCGUCUGCUAGAAGAUUGGCAGGCGAAGUCAGCAAAGUCAGCAACGCAUGGUCAAAGGACGAGAAUGCCUUCAGAGGGAAUAGGAAACUCGCCUACGAGCAUUCAAUCAGUCGACAUACAACAUAUUCUUCGAAAAGAUCCCGACGUCGCCGCCCAAUUAAGGCGGCUUGGAUGGAUGCCUCCAGAAGAGGUCCAUGUCUCCCUACAAGGCUUUCAUAACCCGGACUUUGAGACGCUGUUGACAGGAAUGGAUUCACAGAAUACGCUAGGCAUGGGUAUCAACGGCGGCACGCGCUCUGACCUCUUGAUAACAGAUGGCUCGAUGGCCGACAUGUCGUGGAUGGCACAGGGUCCUGGCUGGAUGUACUUUCCGAGUACUGACGGCCUGCCCCAAUUCCAGCAUUCUUUGUUUGAUAUGGUACAGUCAAGCGACCGGCCAGUGCCAGAGAGCUGGGCGAGUGAAUCUCCAAUGAGAACAGAUACGAGUGCAGGAUGCCCUCAGGGAUGGAAUGAAGCUAUGCAUACUGCGCAAAAUAUUUAA
Messenger RNA from Clonostachys byssicola, 2814 nucleotides. NCBI's taxonomy places the organism in Eukaryota, Fungi, Ascomycota, Sordariomycetes, Hypocreales, Bionectriaceae. The record is from the annotation of a GenBank genome assembly.